Pelecanus crispus (Dalmatian pelican) is the source of this 2589-nucleotide messenger RNA. The record is from RefSeq and is a predicted model, not a curated record. NCBI's taxonomy places the organism in Eukaryota, Metazoa, Chordata, Aves, Pelecaniformes, Pelecanidae.
AUGCGGAUAGGUGAUGUAGCAGACAGAUGGAGCAGUGAAACAGAAGUGAGUCACCGAGAUCUGAAACUGGGAAAAAGACUGUGCCCUUUCCCUUCUGGUGACUGUUUUGAGAUAUACUUCAGGUUUAAAACCCUUGCCUCGGUGGAAAUUAUUAAAGGCCGAUUACAUGCAGAAAGCCUGGAACAGCACAUUAAUGAAAAAUUACACGUUCUUUUGAAAACUGAAUUGCUAUUUCCAAGCUUGGAAGCUACAGAUCUAGGAAUUUGGACUCAGCAGGAUCGUCAAUGCAUCCUCGAUACUUUAGCGCAGUUAUUACUGGAUAAAGAAUGUACCCUAUUGAUUGGCCGUCAAGUUCGGCCGAUCUUGUUGGAUUUGUUGGAAAGAAAUGCAGAAGCCAUUAAAGCUGGUGGCCAACUCAACCAUGACAGGCAUGAAAGACUGUGUGUAGCAAUGAGCAAGCUGGUUGCUGACCAUCCUGAUGUUUUGCCAUUUGCUUUAAGAUAUUUUAAAAAUACAUCGCCAGUUUUCCAGAGGCUUUUUUUGGAGAGCUCAGAUGCAAACACAGUCCGGUAUGGGCGCAGACGAAUGAAGUUACGGGACCUCAUGGAGGCAGCCUAUAGAUUCUUACAAAAGGAGCAAUCAGUUUUCCGGGAAUUAUGGGACUGGAGUGUGUGUAUUCCACUCCUAAGGAGUCAUGACACUUUAGUCCGUUGGUAUACUUCAAACUGUCUUGCUCUGGUUACAUGCAUGAAUGAUGAGCAUAAAUUAUCUUUCCUGAAGAAGAUAUUCAAUCCUGAGGAGCUGAUACAUUUCAGACUGAAGCUACUAGAAGAAUCUCAGCUGCAGAAUGUGGAACAAGCCCUUGUUUUGGCCAAUCCAGACUCCUCAUUUUGGCAAAAGGAGAAAGAACUGCAAUAUACGCAAGGACAUAUUGUAUCGGGCGACCUCUCUGCAAAUGUAGUAGCUGUAUGUGGUAUUGUGCUGCCUAGACUACAGCUUGUUUCUGAAGAGCAGGAAAAUAAUACUAGCCAUUUUGUUUUGGUUGAAUCUGCCUUCACAAAUCUUCAAAACCUUGCUAUGGCUGUAGCAUAUCAGAGUCCCGUUUUACUAGAAGGACCAAUAGGAUGUGGCAAAACUUCUUUAAUUGAAUAUUUAGCAGCUGUUACAGGAAGAGCAAAGCCGCCUCAUAUUUUGAAAGUCCAACUUGGGGAUCAAACUGAUAGUAAGACGCUGCUUGGUAUGUACCGUUGUACAGAUGUACCAGGAGAGUUUGUGUGGCAACCUGGAACCUUGACACAAGCUGUUACCAAAGGUCACUGGAUACUUCUGGAGGAUAUUGAUUAUGCUCCUCUGGAUGUGAUCUCUGUGCUGAUUCCUCUUUUGGAAAAAAGAGAGUUGCUAAUUCCUGGUCGUGGUGACUGUUUAAAAGUAGCAUCGGGAUUCCAGUUUUUUGCAACCAGGAGGAUAUUCAGUUGUGGCGGAGGUUGGUACAGACAGCAAAGCAGCCAUGCUGCUCUUUUGGACAAAUAUUGGACCAAAAUACAUCUGGAUAACAUGACCAAAGGAGAGCUCAAGGAGGUUCUUCAAAAGAGAUACCCCAACCUUGCUCUUGUAACUGAUCACUUGCUAGACAUUUACAUUCACCUUACGGGAGACAAGUAUCAGGCAUCCGAAAACAGUGCUUCUGGCUCCAGGCACAUAUCAGAAGACUCAUCGGAAUCCAGAUCAGAAAAUAAGAAACCAAAUCUGGAAGGACGAGAACUAUCUCUAAGAGACUUACUGAAUUGGUGCAGCAGGAUUGCUUACAACUUCGACAGUAAUUCUUCAGCCAUGGCAGUGAAUAUUUUUCAGGAGGCACUGGACUGUUUCACAGCUAUGCUGUCCAACCAAGGGAGCAGACAGAAAAUGGCAAAAGUUAUUGGUAGUAAACUAAACAUUUCCAAGAAAAAGGUAGAGUUCUUUUGUGAACUCUAUAAACCAGAAAUUCUAAUACGGGAACAAGAAGUCUCUGUCGGAAGAGUGCAUCUCGUGAAGAAACAAACCCAGACUCUCACUGUACAAAGAGUAAAACAAACCUUUGCUGCCACACGGCCAUCUGCAGUAUUGAUUGAACAGCUUGCAGUUUGUGUUGUCAAAGGAGAGCCUGUGCUUUUGGUUGGCGAAACAGGAACUGGCAAAACCUCAACUGUUCAGUACCUUGCUUAUAUUACAGGACACCAUUUGAGGGUUAUCAACAUGAACCAACAAAGUGACACGGCAGAUCUAUUAGGGGGUUACAAGCCUGUGGAUAACAAGCUGAUCUGGCUACCUCUGCGAGAGUCUUUUGAAGAACUCUUCUCUCAGACAUUUUCUAGAAAGAAAAAUCAGACAUUCUUGGGACACAUUCAGACCUGCUACAGGCAGAAACGUUGGCAUGAUCUUCUAAAACUAAUGCAGCAUAUUCAUAAAUCUGCUGUUAGUAAGGAAGCAAAAGAAAAUGCAUCUGGCUCACUGCUGAAGGAAAAGUGGGAGGCAUUUGGUCUUAAACUGAAUCACGCUCAUCAACAGAUGAAGAUGACGGAAAAUGCUCUUCUCUUUGCAUUUGUUGAG